AUGUUCCCAUUGCUUCCAUCCUGCCCCGCCGGUAAAGCCGCCCUCCACGAAUCACCCAAGUCGAUCGAAAUCUGGCCGAACGCACUCGUUAUUCCCCCAAAAUUUAUGUCGACACUCCAUGUGUGUUCUGGAUCAGCGCGCGUCAACAACAAGAAGACUGAAAAGCAACGCCGCAUCCACGUUCAGAAAAUCCGUCGAUGGAUGGUUAAAUUCGAGAGAAUUCGCUCCCUCCACCUGACCUGCUUUGAUCUCCACGCCGCAAGUGGCGCAGCACUAAAGGCCAAACGGCCGCGCAUCGAUCGAUAA
Molecule: messenger RNA, 306 nt
Organism: Mesocestoides corti
Lineage: Eukaryota; Metazoa; Platyhelminthes; Cestoda; Cyclophyllidea; Mesocestoididae
Source: the annotation of a GenBank genome assembly